Molecule: messenger RNA, 5493 nt
Organism: Salvelinus fontinalis (brook trout)
Lineage: Eukaryota; Metazoa; Chordata; Actinopteri; Salmoniformes; Salmonidae
Product: inactive carboxypeptidase-like protein X2
Exons: 23
Coding region: 601-4335 (1244 amino acids)
Biological process (GO): negative regulation of transcription by RNA polymerase II; proteolysis
Molecular function (GO): RNA polymerase II transcription regulatory region sequence-specific DNA binding; DNA-binding transcription repressor activity, RNA polymerase II-specific; metallocarboxypeptidase activity
Source: RefSeq, a predicted model, not a curated record
AAGAAGUGGAAGAAGUUCUCUGCUGCCUGACUAAACUCUUUUCACCUCUCCAACCAGGAGUUACAGCCUCUAUAGAGCCAACUUGGAUUCUUCAUUCCCUCUCCUGGCUUCUCCAGUGAGCUGCUCUGCUCAAUCUAUGCUGAGCUCGCCUUUUGAUCUCUGCAUCUGUUGAAACUCGUCAGCCAGGUGAAGGGGAUUAUAUCUCUCUCAGCCAAAACUUUUUCAGCUGUCGUUUAGUUAAAUUGCAGGACAAUUGGACUGCUCUCCCUCGCUCUUCCUCCCUCUCUCACUAUUCUCUUCUCUCUGUGUCCAGCCCUGCCUCAUGCUCUGAGUGAGUCUGUGUCUGGCUGUGGCUUGGAGCUCCAGAAUCUUCCUCACCGGAGAGAAGGCAUGGAACACGAGAGUAGAAAACUGAGAGGUAGAAUUCAGAUAUAGAACACUUCGGUAGAAUUUCUGAGUAGCGUUCUGAGCUGGAACUUUUAGCAAGAUUUUGGGAAAUCUGAACUAGAAUACAGAGCUGGAAUACUUAAUCGGAACACUGAGCUGGAACUUUUCAGUGGAACAUUGAGGUAGAAUCCUGAGCCAGGUAGCGUAAGGAGGAUGGGAGGUCAUAUCGCAGUGGUGUGUUUGGUUCUGCUGGCCCUAUGCUGUGUGCUACUGCCCAGAGCAGGGGAGAGUGCAGGAGGCAUUGUCUCUUUAGGCCAGGCUGUAGAGGAGAGAGGGAUGGAGGCCCUAUAUGGAGAGGAGUCCCAGGAUGAACCAGCUAAAGAAGAGGAACUCACAGAGACACAAAGCCAGACUAGCAAGGAAAAGAGAGCCACAGAGGAGGAUGCCCUACCAGCCAGGGUCAGGAGAGCCGAAGAGGAAGAGGAGGGCAAAGGGGAUAAAAAGAAGGGCAAGAAAGACAAGAAAGACAAGAAAGACAAGAAAGACAAGAAGAACAAGGAGCCCAAAGUGCCCAAGGCCACCAAGAAGCCUAAAGCAGACAAAAAGCCAAAGAAGGGCAAAGAAAAGGAGCCACGAACAGAAGCACCUACAACUCUACCACCCACAACUACCACACUACCACCCACAACUACCACACCACCACCUACAACUACCACAGAGGUGUACACAGAAGCAGAACCUGACCCAUACCCAGACUACCCCUACUCAGACAACGAGGAUGACUACUGGAAGCCAGAUGAGGAGGAGCCCGGAGGCCCAGUGGUCGACCCAGAAGAUGACUAUUGGAAGGGAGAGAACCCAACGGCCACGCCCCCCACUCCUGUGGUGGAUGGAAAGGUGGACAAGGGAGACGAGGACUACUGGGACGCCAGAUACGAGGAGCCCGAGAAUCUUCCUUUCCCUGAUGGUACAGUGGUCAUCCCCACAGAGAAAGAUGACUGGAGCUAUGCUGUUACAGAGGAGCUUGUUACACCACCACCCACCUAUGAAAGCCCAUGGUACGAGGAGUAUGACUACGGGCAUAGUGGUGGACAGAUGAAAAAACAGGAGGAGAGAGAGACCCAAAGGAAAGAAAAGGAGAGAGAGGAUAGAGAGAGAGCUCAGCAGAGGAGGGAGAAGGAAGAGCGGGCCAAAGCCAAGAAGAGACCACACGUAUUCAAGGAGCCCAAAAAGUGUCCUCCCCUGGGUAUGGAGUCUCAUAGGAUAGAAUCAGACCAGCUGCUGGCCUCCUCCAUGUCUCACUACCGCUACAGCCAAGCCAGGGCACGACUCAACAUACAGGCUUCGGAUGAUGAGGAGGACAUGCAUGGUGGGGCGUGGUGUCCUAACCCAGAGGACAAUAUUCACUGGUUUGAGAUGGACGCUCGCAGAGCAACAGAGUUUACUGGGAUCAUAACACAGGGACGAGACUCACGCAACGAGAGUGACUUUGUGACAUCGUACUACGUGCAAUUCAGUAAUGACAGCAGAGAAUGGAAAACCAUCCAUGACGGUUACUCUGACUGGUUGUUUUUUGGUAACUCUGAUAAGGAUACCCCUGUGCUGAAUCAGUUAGCUGAGCCCAUGCUAGCGCGCUACAUCAGAGUUAUCCCUCAGAGCUGGAAUGGUAGUUGCUGUAUGAGGCUGGAGGUACUCGGCUGCCCACUGCCUGACCCCACCAGUGCCUACCAGAGGCUGCAGAAUGAGGUGAUUCCUGUCCAGUACCUGGACUUCAGACAUCACAACUACUCAGACAUGGUCAUGAUGAUGAAGUCUGUGUCUGAGGAGUGUCCCAACAUCACCAGUAUGUACAGCCUGGGUCGCAGCUCCAACGGACUGGACAUCCUGGCCAUGGUGAUAUCAGGCAACCCCACAGAACACGAGAUAGGUGAGCCGGAGUUCCGCUACACGGCCGGUCUCCAUGGAAACGAGGCGACGGGGCGGGAGAUGGUUCUUCUUCUGUUGCAGUACCUGUGUAAGGAGUACAAUGAUGGCAACCCCAGAGUGCGCCGCCUGGUGGAGGGAAUACGUAUCCACCUGGUGCCCUCACUCAACCCUGAUGGGCAGGAGAAAGCCCUCACAGUGGGUUCCGAGCUGAGUGGUUGGACAACAGGCCACUGGACGGAGGACGGCCAUGACAUCUUCCAGAACUUCCCUGACCUGAACAGUGUUUUGUGGGAGGCCGAGGACAAGGGCAUGGUGCCCAAACUGACCCCCAAUCACCAUGUCAAGAUCCCUGCAGAUCAAGAGGGGGAUGACAGGAUUGCUGUGGAGACUCGAGCCAUCAUCUUGUGGAUGGAGAGCCACCCAUUCGUACUGGGGGCCAACUUCCAGGGGGGAGAGAGGUUCGUGGCGUACCCCUACGACAAUCACCGCCUAACCAUGACCGCCGGCGCCAGCACCAGAGAGGGCAAGAGAGAGAGGGCACAGAGCCGCAAGAAGAGACAGUACGAGGAGUUUGAGGAGCCGGAGGAAGAUGAUAGAAACAGGGGAUACCAGCAGCCAGAAGAAGACCAGUGGAACAGGGGAUACCAGGAGCCAGAAGAAGACCAGUGGAACAGGGGAUACCAGCAGCCGGAAGAAGAACAUUGGAACAGGGGAUACCAGCAGCCAGAAGAAGACCAGUGGAACAGGGGAUACCAGCAGCCAGAAGACCAGUGGAACAGGGGAUACCAGGAGCCGGAAGAAGACCAGUGGAACAGGGGAUACCAGCAGCCGGAAGAAGACCAGUGGAACAGGGGAUACCAGCAGCCAGAAGAAGACCAGUGGAACAGGGGAUACCAGCAGCGAGAAGAAGACCAGUAUAACAGGGGAUACCAGCAGCCGGAGGAGGAGGGGAGGGGACAUGGCUAUGGACACAGGGAAGAGGAAGAGGAGGAUGACAGAGGGAGAGGGGGGUACGCAGAGCCUGAGGAUGAACCCAGGGCCACAGCAGAUGCCUCCUUUUUCAGGUGGUUGGCCAUCUCUUAUGCCUCUACUCACCUGUCGAUGACAUACACUUCCCACGGCUCCUGUCACGGCAAUGACAUCACUGGAGGCGUUGGAAUCGUCAAUCGCGCCAAGUGGCAGCCCGUCAAAGGAAGUAUGAAUGACUUCAGCUACCUGCACACUAACUGUCUGGAGCUGUCAGUGUUCCUGGGCUGUGAUAAGUUCCCCCAUCAGAGUGAGCUGGUCAUUGAGUGGGAGAAGAAUAGAGAGGCCAUGCUCACCUUCAUGGAGCAGGUGCAGCGUGGGAUCAGGGGCGUGGUAAAAGACAAUGAGGGGAACCCCAUCGCUAAUGCUACAGUUUCUGUAGAGGGGGUCAACCAUGAUGUCUCUACAGCUGUAACAGGGGACUACUGGCGCUUGUUGAACCCAGGUGAGUACCGUGUGACGGUGCGGGCAGAAGGUUUCGCCCCCCUGACCAAGCUGUGUGUGGUGGGCUACGAGGCAGGGGCAACUACCUGCAGCUUUAACCUGGCCAAGUCCAACUGGGACCGUAUCAAACAAAUCAUGGCCCUGCACGGCAACAAGCCCAUACGCCUGCUCAGCCUCGGCAACGGCGGAACAAGACGGAACACGGUCUCCAAUGGUAACAGGCAUGUGAUGCAUACCGACAGAGUUACCGCCAUGGGUCCUGAGGCGCGUCGCAGGCAAAAGCAAAAGCUAGGGCUCGACCGCACCCGUCGUCUACGGCAACAGAGACUGAUGAGAUCGACAACAACGUUGCCCCCGACGACCAUGCCAGUUCCCCCGACGACCACGCCGGUUCCCCCGACGACCACGCCGGUUCCCACGACAACAGAGGCGGAGCCCACUACUGCUUGGUACGACUCGUGGUUCAUAGGAGAGGAGCAAACGUCGGCACCGGAAAGUUUCACGGACUCCAUCUUGGAUUACAAAUACGAGUACAAGAUCGACGAUUACUAAAAUAAACACCAAGGCCUUGUUCCAAUACAUUUACAAUGCAUCCUUCCUCCCCACUUCCUUGAAGAAAUCAAGGUAGGUAGGGAGGAAGUAUGCAUUCUAAGGUAUUUGAACAGGACCAAUGUCAUAGUCCUGAACCCAGGCUGUUAACUCAAUUCUUAGAGUAGAAAACUAAGUGACCCCUUAAAGGGAUAUUUGGGAUUUUGGCAAUGAUGCCCUUUAUCUACUUCCCCAGAGUCAGAGGAACUCGUAGAAACCAUUUUUAUGUCUCUGUGUCAAGUAUGAAGGAAGUUCGUGUUAGUUUCGCAAGCCAAUGCUAACUAGCAUUAACACAAUGACUAGAAAGAUGCUAGCAGAUACCCAUAGACUUCCAGGCAUUGCGCUAAAGCUAGUUAGCAAUUGCGCUAGCGCUAGUUUAAGAACUUCCUUCAAACUGCACCCAGAUACAUAAAAAUGGUAUCCACAAGUUCAUCUGACUCUGGGGAAGUAGAUAAAUCCCAAAGUAUCCCUUUAAAGAACUGACAGGUAGGGAUAGGUUUAAGCAAAAUGCCUGAGACUCCAAUAACUCUGGUAGCCCCCCAGCCAUCCAUUCUUUCAGAUCAACAAAGGAGCCACAAGAAGUGUUUAGGUAUAUCUGCAAAAACUGAUCAAAGGAAUAAUGCAGUGUUGAAUGCAAAAACAGUCAGGCACACAAGCUAAUGUCAGUGGUCUGUAUAACUGCUCAAGUAGGUCUUUUGAUACAACGUUAACACACACAAAAAUGUCAGUUUAGAGUAGAAAAAUAGAAACACUGAUAUCUGGAAAAUACAUUUUAUACCAAUUCAAUUUAAAAAGUUGUUUCAAAGCUUUCCGAAAGAAUGUACUUCAGAGAUCAUGUAGAUGUGGUGGUUGCAGAUUACGCACUUGUUUUACUAUCGCCUCCACCCUUGAAGAGUCAAAACAAAGAAUCGAAGUUUCUGUUUUUCUUAUAAAAGUGUGGAUUAAUUUACAUAAUUUUAACACAUUUAAGGCAAAGUCAUAGUAUCGACAUACAGUAACUUUACAAAAUGUUUGUUGAAUAGUAAGAGAGAAAUCAAAAGAGAUUUCCUUAAAUGGUCCUCAUAAUUUAGCUGAGGUAGAGGAAAGUUAUUUUUUCAAUUAAUAAAAGCUUGUUUACAUACA